GACUGGGAGCAGUGGUAUAAAUAAGUGAGUCCCGUUGUUUAUAUCCACCCGUCCACCGUCUCACCGUCACUCAACCAAGGACCAAGUUCGCAAACCUCUCUGUUUGAAUCUCACACAGCAAAAUAUUAAUCUCCCCCUUUGGUUGGGUGUGCCUCAUCACUCUUGUUCACUCUGCACGGUCGUAAUACUCCAUAAUACUUGGAAUUGGUUAGUGGGGAUCGUCGAUGGAGAUUUGUCGGAAUAAAGCUCUUCUUCUCCAAAUUGACAAUAGGAACCUCAAGUAGUCACCAACAUUCAAUCACUUCACAGUUGUGGCAGUAGUUUAAGUAAACAGACUGGAGAUUGGAGGGGAUGGGAAGAAGAGUCAGUGUCGAUCAUACCACCACCCAGACCACCCAGAAACAGAUUAUCUUGGUCAUCUUGAUGUUGAUAAGGAGGAGGGCUUAAUGCGAUUCCUCGAUGGACGGACCCAGAGCAGAGGAAGUGUUGACCCUGCUCCAGGAACCCGUCGCCGUCGUCACUGGCGGUCGGGAUAAACGUGGUGGAGCUUUGCUUCUCCUCCCAACGUCCCCCAAAAGAGAGCGACUUCAUGCGGAGGACUUGCGACGCUUGUUUCACUACCUGCUAUCCAUCCCGCCGGAGGAUACUCGUGAUCGUGGCUUCUCGGUCGUGGUUGAUAUGCGUGGUGGCACUUGGACGUCUGUGAAACCUAUUCUAAAAAUUCUCAACGAACACUUCCCAACGGCCAUCUUUAUUGUUUACAUUAUUUUUGGCAAAAACUUUUGGCAAAAGCAACGAACCUCACUAGCCAGUCACAAGUACAAAUUCGAAACCUCUCUCGUGAGUAUCGAGUGUCUUCUCAAGGUCGUGGACCCAACCCAACUCACCCCUGACUUUCAGGGAACAUUCAACUAUGAUCACAAAUUGUGGCUAGACUCGAGAAUUGCGCUGGAAAGUUUUUUAUGGGUAGCUGGCGACUUGCUCGAUCGUCUCGACGACUGGAAGGAAGACAUUACGCGCAUGGACUAUGCAGAGGAUGUGACCACAAUCAAACAUGGGAUCGAAGUGCAUGACGAAAUUAAAGACAAGAUUAUGCGUGCUCCAUUCGAAGAUGUGGAUGGGAUGGGGCAAGAGCUUCUUAAGAGACUUAGUUUUGACGCGACCACGGCUAACGGUUCAGGGUACGAUUCUGGAUACUCGGGACGAUCUAGCUCCUCCAGCUCAGUAGUAUCCAAUCCCGAUAUGCAAGCCAGCAUUCCUACCAUCAUGGGAAUGGUGGAACAGGUCCACGGUGCUAAGGACCAACUAAUGCAGCUCUGGCAUGGCAAGAAAGUAAAAUUGGACCAGUGUUUCCAACUCAAACACUUUGAACAAGACUGUAAAAAGAUGCUGGACUGGAUUCGCCACAGCCAUGACGCAUUUUUAACUACAUACGUAGAAAUUGGACAAUCCUUUCAAGUUGCAAAACGAUUAAAAGUUGACCACGAGCAGUUUACAGUGAAUCUCAUGAAUGGGUGUGUGAGCAUCAAUAGAAUUUUGGCCAUGGCUGCUCACAUGGUUGAAAAUACCCACUACGCUGCCUCUCACAUUCGGACUCUUGCUGCUCGGAUUAACCAGGCCUGGAAGGAACUUAGUUGUGCUCUGGACGAGAGAAACACCUUGCUUGCCCUGUCUGUCUCGUUUCACCAAAAAGCGGAACAGUACGCGGAUAAAAUUUCAAGUUGGAGUUGUGGCUGUGAUAAUGUAAACAUUCCAAACGAAGCGGCCGUGCUGGAAAGUGCAAUUCAUCAACAUCAAACCAUCUAUGAAUCCAUGUGUCAAGCCUACACGGAGGUGCACAGCACUAGCAAGAAGCUCUUGUACCAAUUGGAUCACUUGGUCCAUGUUUGCAACCAGUCGGGAAUGGAAAUUCUCGCCCACAAACAUCAGGUAGACGAGAUGGGUCGCGUGAUCCGUUCGACAGACCCAGCCGCCGACUACUCUUCCGGAGCCAAGCAUGUAUUGGAUGUGAUUCAUGAGAUACUGGCUAGACAUCGAAGUCUCGAGCAGAAAUGGACGUCCAAGAAAGUGAAGCUUCAUCAACGUCUCGCACUCAAAUUGUUCAAGGAGGAUGUCAAACAGGUAGUGGACUGGGUCGAGAAACACGGGGAGCAGUUUCUCAGUCGGAGCGUGGGAGUUGGAAGGAAUCUACAAAAGGCGGUCAGCGCACAACGAUCUCAGGACAACUUUGAAAAGGUGGUCCAGAACACGUACACGAACACGGAAAAGUUGCUGAGCGCGGCGGAGGAGUUGGCUCGAACGGGGGAGUGCGACGCCGAGGAAAUUUGGGUGUGCGCGAACCAGCUUCAGGCCCUCGUCAACAACUUUGCCUCGCGAGUCCAGCAGCGGCGACGACUUGUAGACUCGGCCGUCUUCUUCUACUCCCAGCACAAACAGAUUGGCGGAUGGGUGGACAAGCUGGGUGGGGAGGCGGGUGUGGAUGAUGCUCCCGAGAACCUGGAGGCCACCCAACGUGCUCUGGAUGCUGCUCAGGGGAGUCGGGACCAAGUGGCCCAGUUCCUCAUGACCACCAGCGACACGGGGACACGUCUCCUCCAGGACCUCAGGGCUUCCGGACUCACUAUGGAGACGGACAACAGUGGAUCCUUCGAGGCACUGGAAGCAGCCAUGCGGACUCUGGAGAAGCAACGACUCGAGUUGGAGGAGAUCUGGGAAAUGCGUAAACUGAAGCUGGACCUCUGCCUCCAACUUCGACUCUUUGAACGGGACGCACUCGAGAUUGCAUCUCAGAUGGACCACUGGGCGGAGAAAGUGAGUGGGGACAAGGACGUUUCCACUGCCAGCAGGGAGGAAGUUGCCUUCUACGAGCAACAGCUGCGACUGCACAACGACAGCGUCCAAAGGCUCCAGCACACCGUUUACCAAGUGAUCCAGCGGGGCCAAGAGCUGCAUCAGAUGUUGGAGCGAUCCGGCGUCACCCUGAUGGCGAGCAGCCAAAUCUCUGGAGGAACUCGGGUCCAGGUCCUCUUGGAAUACUUGGCAGACAAGGAGCUGGAUGCUGGCGAAGUGGCCCAUCUCAAACGGACAAAGUUGCAACAACUCAUCCAAAUCCACCAACUCCAGAGCGAUGCAAACCAGGUCAUCAACUGGAUUCGCAACGGGGAGACAAUGCUGGCUGCCAGCCUCGGCGUUCCGAGCUCCCUCCUGGAAGCUGAGCAGAUGAAAAAGGAACACGAAAAGUUCCAGAUCGCUCUCGAGAAAACACACAACUUUGCGGUGCAGGUGAAUCUGAAGGCAGAAGCGUUGGCGGGGAGUUCCCAUUUUGAUGCGUCCACUAUCAAAAAGAUAUCCGACGACGUGUCCAGUCGGUGGCACCAACUCAUCACUGCAGCCGACGAUCGACACAAAUUAUUCAAUAAUGCACUCAGCUUUUACAAAACGGCGGAACAGGUGUGCUCCGUGCUGGACAGUUUAGAAAAAGAGUACAAACGAGAUGAGGACCCCUGUGGUGGUGGCAGAUGUGAUGUCAACGUUGGGGACACCAAGGUGCUCGGUGAUCGGAGGGCCUCCGUCAAUCAGCUCAUUACGAAGCAUGGUGAGCAGAAGGAGGCCUUCCUCAAGGCCUGUACGCAUGCAAGACAUACGGCUCGCAAUUUCCUCAAGAUCUCCCAUCGCGUCACGUACCCCUCCUACCAUCACGCCCAGUUUGACACAUCUUCCACAACUCCUACCCACUCCCCUGAACCCAAGGUCAAAGCAAUUUUGGACAAGUUGUUGACUCAGGAGAAUCGUGUCAUGCAACACUGGACGUCCCGAAGAAAGCAACUCGACCAGUGCCUCCAGUACGCCAUCUUUGAGGGGUCUGCCAAACAAGCAUUGGACUGGAUUCAUGACACUGGAGAUGUCUACUUGGCCACCCACAUUGCGUGUGGCUCCGGAAAAGACGACACUGAAGCUCUCCUCAAAGAACACAACGAAUUUAAAACGUCUGCCAAGGACACGCGGGAACGGGUUAAGUUGCUGAUGCAUUUAGCGGAUAGCUUGGUGGAAAAAGGUCAUCUCCAUGCUGCGGAUAUUCGUGGGUGGGUCACUGCCGUGGAUAAUCGCUAUAAAGACUUUAGCUCCCGCAUGGACAAAUAUAGAUCUCAGCUGGAGGGUGCAUUGGGGAUAAAAUCUGGGAGUGAAGUGUCGCUGGACCGUCACUCGGACUCGAGUCUGGAGGGGAAGGUGUCCUCCUCAUCUCUCCAUCAGAACAGUGUAGGUGACGAGGGUCACAAGGUGCUCAAGGAUCUCAACGAAGACCAGUCCAAAAGGCGGCGACGGAGAGAGUUUAUCAUGACUGAACUGUUACAAACGGAACGCUCCUAUGUCAAGGAUCUUCAAGUCUGUAUUGACUUUUACUUGUUCGAGUUGCGUGCGAGUAGUAAGGACCCUUCGGGACUCAAGGCCAAGGAGAAAAUCAUUUUUGGAAACAUUGAAGAAAUUUACGAGUUCCACAAGGAGAUCUUUGUGAAGGAGAUGGAAAAGUACGAGUCUCUACCAGAGGACAUUGGUCAUUGCUUCGUCACCUGGGCUCACAAGUUUGACAUGUACGUCUCCUACUGCAAAAAUAAGCCCGAAUCGACCACGAUGCUCAUGAAGAAUGGAGUGGGCACAUUUUUUGACAAUAUUCAGAGGGAACACAAUCUGGAGCAUUCCAUCCCCGCCUACUUGAUUAAGCCGGUGCAAAGAAUCACAAAGUACCAACUCCUCCUCAAGGAUUUGCUCUCCUGUUGCGAAGAAGGUCAGGGGGAAAUCAAGGAUGGCUUGGAACACAUGCUCAACGUUCCCAAAAAAGCGAACGAUGCCAUGCAUCUCAGUCUUCUAGAGGGUUGUGACGUCCCGCUGGAUAAGUUGGGAGAGGUUAUCCUGCAGGAAAACUUCCAAGUUUGGGACCCGAAACAAAUCAUACGGAAGGCGAGAGAGCGGCAUGUCUUCCUCUUUGAGCAGUACCUUCUCUUCUCCAAAGAGGUCAAGGACUCGAGCGGGAAGGCCAAGUACAUCUACAAGAAUAAGCUCUUGACGUCCGACCUGGGUGUGACAGAGUGCAUUGAAGGAGACGACUGCAAAUUUGCAGUGUGGACUGGCCGUUCCCCCAUCUCCGAUUAUAAGAUUGUGAUUAAGGCAUCCUUGUGUGAGACCAAGAGGAGCUGGGUCAAGAAGCUGAGAGAAGUCAUUCAAGAGACCUACUUCAACACUGCCCUUCGUCUGAACCGCAGCCCUUCAAAGUCGGAUCGAUCGUCGAGGGACUUGGAAGAGCUGGGGUCUACGGAUGACUGCUUUGAGAUGAAUGAUCGAGCAUCGGAAGCUUCCUACGGGUCUGGAAAUAGUGGGCAAGACGGAGAUCACCAACGGAAUUCGUUGGAGAGCACGUGGGUUGUGACUGACCACAUUGCAACUCCUGGCAGCCGAGAACUGAGCGUGUUCAAGGGACAGCAAGUGGAAAUCAUUUCAGUUGAAGAUUUGACACAUGGCCACCUGGAACUAAGUCCGUCCUCUGAAAUGGCCUUGGUGCGCUUGGUGACCGGAUCCGGCGAGGGUGAAGGUUUCGUGCCCCUGGUCGUCCUCAAACAACUCCCCCGCCUCCGCAGCUCCACUGACGCCGACCCAGAGGGUGGAGAGCCGACGACUCCGACGACUCCAGCAGCACCGGCCACAUCCUCUUCGUCCCCAGUCUCCAAACGUCGCGUGUUCAGUGGGAAAUGGCUGCCCCCACCACUCCGAAAGCUGAGCCAAGGAAAGCUGGGGGAGUCUUCUUCCGGGGGGAGCAAGCAGCCGGGGAGCAGCGGGUCAGCCAAACACAACUCCUCUUCUUCCGCCUCUAAGGACGCCUCUAAGGACGCCAAGAAGGGAAACAAGCAGCAGCAGCAGCCACCUCCCACAACGUCCAGUACCCUCUCACAACACCCCCCAUCCAGCGACGCUCAUCAUCCCAACAGUAGCGGUAGUAGUAGUGGAAUGGGUAACCGAGGGUCAUCCUCGUCCACGACGCAGUCCAGCAAUGCGGACAGCAGUGCCCUCGAGUCUCUGAAACCCUCUCGCAGUUUGGGUGGCGGGGAUGUGCCACUCUUUGCCGAGGGGGAUGAAGGGGACGAGGAUCAAGUGGAAGUGCCGCCGCCCAUGGCCCCCAUCUCACAACAACUCCUCUCAUCCGCCAAGGGUGGACCUGAGCAGAGCCACUCCUCCCACGCCUCCUCCCACUCCAAACGGUCGAGCAAUGCGCGAGGAGAGACUGAGGAGGACUCGGUCCCACUGGCCACUGAACUUGAACAAAUCGUCAAGUCGUCCAAAGAACGAAUGGAGCAGCAGGAACAGUUGGAACGUUUGGGUGAACUGAGCCUGGAGGGGGGCGAGGGGCGAGAUGGUGCUGCCGAGGCAUCAUCCUCAGCUGGACUGAAUAAUGGGAAUGGUGAUGCGCCGCCCGGACCCCUGACCCCCGAGGAGGAAGCGUGUAGGAAGCGAACUUAUGUGAUUCGGGAGCUGAUUGAGACGGAGCGAGACUAUGUGCGUGAUCUGAGAGAGAUUGUCGAAGGCUACAUGGCCAUUAUCCGUGACCCCAAUUCCGACAUUGCCCUCCCCGAGGACCUUCGCGGUGGAAAGGAUAAGAUCAUCUUUGGCAACAUGGAGGCAAUCUUCGAGUGGCAUCGAGACAUAUUUUGCAAAGCGCUGGAAAGAUGCACGGAACAUCCGGAAGAGUUGGGUGGUCUCUUCAAACGAUACGAGAGGAAGUUGCACAUGUACGUCGUCUACUGCCAGAAUAAGCCAAUGUCCGAGUUCAUCGUGUCAGAACAUAUUGACACAUAUUUCGAGGAAAUUCGACUAAAACUGGGUCACAAGUUGACACUGUGUGAUUUGCUCAUCAAGCCGGUCCAGCGCAUCAUGAAGUACCAACUCCUACUAAAAGACAUUCUCAAGUACACGGAGCGGAUGGGUGUGCCAGACCAGGUGGAAAUGCUCAAGUUUGCCACCCAAGUGAUGCACGUCGUCCCCAAAGAAGCCAACGACAUGAUGAAUGUGGGUCGACUUCAGGGCUUUGAUGGGAAAAUAACGGCUCAAGGGAAGCUGCUCCUCUCCGGCCUCCUUCUCUGCUCCGAAGGAACGUCCGCUCUCAACUUCAAGGGGAAAGAGCUCCAAGUCUUCUUCUUUGAACAAAGCAUAAUUCUCAGCGAGUCCGUGGGGAAGAAAACUCAGUUCUCGAAUCCCGUCUACAUUUACAAAGCUCACAUCCAGGUGAACAAGAUGAAUGUGUCAGAGAGUGUGGAUGAUGGAGACGAGUGCAAGUUUGUCCUCCGUUCUACGGACCCCAAGAAGCCCAAUUUGGCGUUUGUGUGCCAAGCGUCCUCUGUGGAGGCACGUGAAGAGUGGGUGACCACUCUCCAGUCCAUUCUCCAGACACAGAAGGAUUUUCUCAAAGCCAUCCAAUCCCCCAUCAAGUACCAGAAGAAUAAACUCACCAAGGAACUUUCUGCACCAGAUUUGUGGAGGAAUGCGAGCACUUCGUCGCCUCCAACAUUCUCUCUGCUCCCCUUUUCCCCUGAGAUGGAGUCACCCCACCCAAAGCUAGAAGCACCCACGACCACGACGACGAAUGGGCGAGUGGUGAGGAAUCGUAUGCAUUCCAGUGAUGGUGACGACUUGAACAACACGGGGUCGUCAGACGCGAUGAAGCUGAAAGCGCAAAACAAAAAGACGCAGGGCGACGUCAUCGCCGAGACCCCCUCAGGACGAGGGAGGCAAAGCAAGGCACAAGGCAUACCUCUCCCGCCCUCUUCAGUUGUGAAGGUGAGCAGGGACUUCAAAACCUCCUCCCCUUCGAAACAUCCCCAUCAACUCUCCGUCACUAAGGGGGAGUCGGUUCAAAUUCUGGGGGUUGACUAUGACCAGGAGCUCUACUUUGUGCGACGCCUCAUCUACCCACAUCACGACGGCUGGCUUCCCGCUACCAUCUUUACAGAAGUCCCCAAAAAACCAAACUCGUGGUCCUUUCCUGGUUUCCGAAAGAGGAAUAGUCUCACUUGUAAUAGUCAACAAGUUCCCAACAGCAGCACCAAUCAGAAUAAUAAUAAUAAUAAUAGCAAGACCUCGACAACACCUUCUCCGAAGACCCAGUCAUUGUCGUCCCAUCAGCAACGACAAACCAACAAGAAUGACGACAUUGACGGCGAACCCUUUCAAUUGCCCGGCGUGGUGAAUAUUCACAACAACUCCUCUAGAGUUAAGGAUGGAUCAACGGAAAAUACGACGUACUUGUUUGACGAGGCCCCCGUGUUUUGUCACGAGCUGCAAAACAUCAAGGUAGCUUCUGGAGAGGAGGCCGUACUCCAAUGUCAACUCUGUGUCUCGUCCUUAGUUGACUUGGAAGCCACCUCCCACCACCCACUGCAGACCCCAUCACCACCACCAGUCAUAUUUUGGAAGGAUGCUUUUGGACAUGUCAUCCGUCACUCAGAGUCGCACCAGGUCACCUUCUCUCAAGGGAAUGGGAUUUGUAGCCUACGCAUUCUCCAGGCCAGGGUUUCCGAUUCAGGGAGAUAUACUUGCACCGCUUCUAAUGAGCAUGGCAGUGCCUCCAGCUCGGCGGUCCUUAGUGUGACAGCGGUUGCACCGACGGCACCCUCAGCACCAAAAGUCACGCCAGUGGACAAGGACAACAGCGUCCUGCUUACUUGGGAAAGUGACACGAAUGGUGGUGACCAAGUCGUCAAGUUCUACACGGUGGAGACGUGUCUAAUGGAAAGUGAGGUAUGGACGAGUUGUGCCGUCGUGGCACAAAACUACUGCAAAGUUCAGCACUUGAAUCCUGGAUUGGACUACUCUUUCCGAAUCAUUUCUCAUGGGGAGGGGACGACAAGAAGUGAACCCGGUCCACCCUCAGAGUCUCUCAUCUUGUCUCCAAUCACCAACCCUGCAUCCACCCCCACCACCAGAAGUAGCAGUGCACAGCAGCAGCAACGCUCUCCCUCGCCAACGACCACGUCUCCAAACUUUGAGUCCAAGUACACGGAAGGGGAGGAGCUAGCACGCGGGAGAUUUAGCAUCGUUCGCAAAUGUUUCGAAACCUCGACGGGUGUCGAAUUUGCCCUCAAGCUUAUUCCGAGACAUCGUUGGAAACGACAACUGAUUCUCAAAGAGUUCCAGAUCCUUGCUGCCAUCUCUCACCCUAACGUUCCUGGUACCAAGGAGUUUUGUGACACGCCAUUCAAUUCGGUUAUCGUUAUGCACUUCGUUCCUGGCUGCAACAUUUUGGCGUACCUUUGCGAGCAAGAGUCUUACACCGAGUACCGAGUGGCGUCCUUGAUGCACCAGUUGUUUUUGGCCUUGGAACACAUUCACAGCCUUGAAAUUGCACACUUGGACAUUGAGCCUUCAAACAUUCUGGUGGAUAAGAGCUUGUGCCCUCCCUCUCUCAAACUCGUCGACUUUGGCGACGCUUGCCACGUUGCUUUUGGAUCACCCGACUGCCUUCCUCAAACGCUCCCCUGUUACGAGUUUGCUUCUCCGGAAGUCCUCCUUCGCCAAAAGUGUUCGGUUUCUUCUGACAUCUGGUCCACCGGAGUUCUGAUCCAUUUCCUACUCAGCGGUCACUUCCCCUUCUACCACGACACGUUUGAGAAAAUGACAGCCAACAUCAUUAAUGGGAAUCUCCGUCUGCCUGCCCAAUUCCAGCCCAUAUCACUCGAGGGGAAGACAUUGAUUACCCAACUCCUCGUGCCGCCACCGUCAGAUCGACCCAGCGCCGCACAGUGCUCCAGUUCUCCUUGGAUUGCUGAGAGUCGAAAGUUUGUAACGCCGCUGGAAAGAGGUCAGUUAGAAAAGUAUUUGGGAGGGAGGACCGUUGAGGAUGGACUCAGGCGAUAUACCAAAUGCACAAGUAGUGCAUAACUUGUGCAGUACAUCAAUCUAGAGCAAAGAGGAAAAUCGAGUGCAUGCAUCCGUCGACGUCGAUCAUACCAGCAUACCCAGCAGUGCUGGGCCAGCACUCACCGUAUACUUACCUUACUAAAGACUGACACUAUUUAUUAUGACUAAUUUAAGAACUCGAUAGAUGUUAUGUAUGCACACUUGCACACACAUACAUAAUAUGCACUAUGUAGGCAUAUGUAUGAUGGGAUUCGAAUGGAUAAGUAUACUUCGAGUUGUGUGAACUAUACCCUUUCUAAAUUGUGAUCAUGUUUAUUAUCAAGUGCAAUCGAUUAUGCUAUUAUAUUAUAUUAUCCUGACAAUAAGAAUUGUUUCUAUAUUUUUAUAUUACAUAUAUAUGCUGCAUUACAUGUACUUGUUAGUGAAUGGACUGCGACUUGCGGAAUGAGAAUCUGAAUGUGCAAAAAUGACAUUUAUUCGUUGUUAAUAAAAAUUACAUUAUAUCCUUUA
Molecule: messenger RNA, 10410 nt
Organism: Folsomia candida
Lineage: Eukaryota; Metazoa; Arthropoda; Collembola; Entomobryomorpha; Isotomidae
Gene: trio
Product: kalirin
Exons: 50
Coding region: 460-9921 (3153 amino acids)
Biological process (GO): protein phosphorylation; axon guidance; intracellular signal transduction
Cellular component (GO): cytoplasm
Molecular function (GO): guanyl-nucleotide exchange factor activity; protein binding; ATP binding
Source: RefSeq, a predicted model, not a curated record